AUGGCACUUACGAAAGCAUUGGAAGCUCAAGUAGAUAGCUUCAUCUUGAGGUUGAAAACUAGAGAGAUCAUUGGCUCAUAUGAAGUAGCCAAGGAAACUGCCAUCAUCCUUAGACAAGCCGUUUCCACUACUCGCUGGUAUAAUGUUGAUCUCUUGAUUGAGUUUAUCACUGAAUUGGGUAGUCGACUCGUUGCUGCUCAACCCAAAGAGUUGGCUGUUGGAAACAUUGUGCGCCGUGUGCUGAAAAUCAUUCGUGAGGUUGCUCAUGGCGAAUUAGAUCAUUUGAAUAGUGGAGACAUGACAGAGAAUGACGAGGAAGAUGAGGGUGACGAGAAAGACGAUGAUUUUGAGCAAGACGACAGUGAUUUUUCACAUGAAGAAGAAGAAGAAGAAGAAGAAGAGCCUCGCCAAACCAAAACCAACAUCAACAUUCAAUUAAACGAACAUCCACUCUUGUCUCAAUCUUCCAUGUUCAACCUUUUAUCUGAUGGACCCAACACAAAGCACCAUCAUCAUAGCCACCAUCACCAACAGAGUGGACAAGUAUCUGCGCACCAUGUCAAGAAGACCACUUACAAUCUCAAGCCAUUGAUCAUCCAGGAAAUCAACGACGAAGUGAUUGCUGAUUUGGAGAGUGUAUACAAGGGCAUUGCUGAUCAAGCGACUGAUUUUAUCCAUGCCAACGAGGUGAUCAUGACCAUUGGCAAAUCUCGCACUGUGGAAGAGUUUUUGAAAAGAGCAGCACACAAACGUAAAUUUCAAGUCAUUGUUGCAGAAACUUCACCUACAUAUCAAGGCCAUGAAAUGGCUCGCAGUUUAUCAGCUGCCGGCAUUGACACCACUGUCAUUUCGGAUUCUGCCAUCUUUGCAGCAAUGCCUAGAGUAAACAAGGUCGUUCUUGGAUCCCACGCUGUCUUGGCUAAUGGUGGAUUAGUAGCUGUUACAGGAUCUCAUUUAUUGGCAGCAGCAGCUAAGCAUCAUUCGACACCUGUCUUGGUUUGCACAGCGCUUUACAAAUUAUCUCCUCUCUUUGCGUAUGAUUCCGAUACCUUCAAUGUCACUGUAAGCCCUCAUAGCGUUCUGCAGUUUCAAGAAGGAUCCAUCACAGACAAGGUUACAGUCUCCAAUCCUUACUAUGAUUAUGUGCAGCCAGGAUUAGUCAGUUUGUUCAUCCAUAAUUUAGGAUCUGCACCACCCACUUAUGUGUAUAGACUCAUCAAUGACAACUAUGAUCAAGAAGACACUACACUGUAA
Mucor velutinosus is the source of this 1254-nucleotide messenger RNA. RefSeq lists its product as uncharacterized. Gene Ontology annotation, molecular function: guanyl-nucleotide exchange factor activity; translation initiation factor activity. Gene Ontology annotation, biological process: translational initiation. The transcript is spliced from 4 exons. Lineage: Eukaryota; Fungi; Mucoromycota; Mucoromycetes; Mucorales; Mucoraceae. The coding region runs from base 1 to 1254 and encodes 417 amino acids. The record is from RefSeq and is a predicted model, not a curated record. Gene Ontology annotation, cellular component: eukaryotic translation initiation factor 2B complex.